This is a messenger RNA of Opisthocomus hoazin, 712 nucleotides long. Lineage: Eukaryota; Metazoa; Chordata; Aves; Opisthocomiformes; Opisthocomidae. The record is from RefSeq and is a predicted model, not a curated record.
AUGGGCCAAAAGAUGGUGGUGUAUGUACCACACAUGGUGGUAACUGUUCUAGAACAAAAGGGGGGUCAUUGGCUGUCCCCCAGCAGAAUGCUGAAAUAUCAAGUUGUCUUACUGGAGCAAGAUGAUGUGGAAUUAAAAACCACAACCAUCGUAAAUCCAGCAAUGUUUCUGUCGACGGAGAAUCCGACAGAAAAUCUAGAACAUGACUGCCUGCUAACUGUUGAACAAGUCUAUUCCAGCAGACCGGACCUGAGGGAUGAGCCUCUGGAGAACCCUGAUCUGGACUUGUUCACGGAUGGGAGCAGCUUUGUGAAAGAAGGAAGACGAACGGCCGGAUAUGCUGUUGUCACCACCACCGAGGCACUGGAGUCAGGAACGCUGCCUGCAAAUCCCUCGGCACAGAAAGCAGAACUGGUGGUGUUGAGGCAAGCCUUGCGAAUGGCAGAAGGAAAAAGGGUAAAUAUAUGGACUGACUCUAAAUAUGCAUUUGGUGUGAUUCACGCUCAUGGAGCCAUCUGGAAAGAAAGAGGACUGCUCUCAGCCCAAGGUUCAUCGAUAAAACACAAAGAAGAAAUCCUUCAGCUCCUCGAAGAGGCGCAGAAACCAAAGGAAGUGGCACUGAUGCACUGCAAGGCUCAUCAAUUUGGUCAGACAGCUGUAAACACAGGUAAUCGAUUGGCAGACAAAACAGCAAAGGAGGCUGCGGAAAAAG